AAUAUGCAGUGUCAAAGUACAUUGACUCUUACAGAGUUAUUACUACAACAGUUGGAGUAAGAUACCGCCCAGUGUUGGUGAAAAAGUACGUUGUUAAAAGACGCAGUGUCAGACGUACUCUGGAAAGCUCCGCCCACCUACGACUCGUCUCAAACGGACCACACAUUUUCACGGCGCCAUUUUCUUCAUGUGGAAUGACUGCGGGAGCAUGCUGCUUAAAGCUAAACUUGGAGAUGUCCAAAAAUUUGUCAGAAUAACUGAGCCAAAUCUGAAAGACUUUUUGAUUGCAGCAUUUGCAAAGUUUGGUGUCCCAGCUGUAACAGAAGAAUCUGUCUCCAUGGUGGCCUCUUCUGAGCAAUCCCAACCAUCAUCCCUUGAUACCUUGGACUCUGAGGAUACAGUCAUUAUUUCAGAUAGCCCCUCCAGAAAACGCCAGAGGCUGGAUACAGAAGCCAAGCAAUUGGUGGAAUCAGCUCUUACCAACAAAACCGGUGGGGAACGUAUAAUAAAUGAAUACAACCGAACCAAGUCCUUGACGGAUGAAACAAGACGCAAAAUGGUGAACAUGCUGGCAGCUGACAUGACAGAAAUGAAUGGUACAUCUCCACCCAGACAGGUGAAAGAAAUGUAUGCCAAAGGAAUAGUGACCUUAUUCCCGUACCUCAGUGACCCAUUCUCUAAGAAUGGCUAUGAGCAUUAUUAUGAUGGCGAGAGUGGAACUGGGUACUUGGCCUGGAGGAUUAAAACUAUUCAGAGAGGCACCGCCAAAGACAGGCGAUCAUCAUUCGGAGAAUCAGCCAAAGGAUCAACUGGUGAAGACAUGUCUGGAGGACCGACUGUCAGACGAGAAUCCCAGUUUGUUCCAGAGACUGCCCUGACUGAUGAUGAGUGCAACAAAGCAAUCUCACUGAUGAAACAUUCUGCUGAUGCAGACACAAUCAAGAAGAAAAUGGAACUGACGUUUGUGUAUCGCCGCAAAAUGAUCCUCGACCCCCAGCAGUCAAGCAACAUACUGUCUGAGUUUCCACGUUUUAAAGACGUCAAAAGCUUGGUUGAACAGGAUUUUGUUCUAAUGUUCGGAGAGGAUACCUCAAGCAAGCUUCUGGAAAGGUGGCCGGUCACGUUCAAGAAAAAGAUCAUCAAACAAUGCAGAAAGCUUCCAUCCACAAGUGAGCUUGAAGAACUCUUGCUGGCAGCUGAUCCUCCUGAGGAUGGCACUGAAUUGGAUGUUGACUUUGGUUGGGACAGUGAUCUGUCAUCGGUUUUACUGCUUAUACACCUGAUUCCACCCUCCGCUCAGGGUCGGAAGAGACCAGGAAAGGUUUCCGCAUCCCAAGCAGAGAAACAUCUUGUGGUAUUCAAGAAGACCGGAACAAACAUUCAAGAGCAUCUCGAUGCCAUCACUACUAGCGCUCAGCCCUAUCUCCUAGCUGUUGGAGUUAAGAAGAAUGCAAUCCACCAGUUCUUCAUCAUUAUCGACAAGAAUGCCAUACCUUGCAGGUCAACCUCUUCUCUUGUUGCUUUUGACGAACUAUUUAAGGCACAUUUUGUGUUUGGCACAUCCUACAACACCAUGCUCCACAACAUGUACACUUUCAUCCAAACUACAGUGUACAGCAUCGAUGCUGGCAAGGUCAAAGAGAGCCCUCGUGUUGCUGAAAUCAGGGCGAGGUUACUUCAUUAGUGCUUGAAGUUUCUCCUCGAACAUGAAGUGUUUUGUUUGUCAGGCUGAGUUAUCGAGUUCAAAUAUGCUUGUUAGGCAUUUACGAUUAGUUCACGGUUACUUGCCUGGAAAAAAUCUCCGGCUUAAAUGUGCUCAGACUGGAUGUGGCUGUGCGUUUGGUACGUUUUCUGGUUUUAGGAAACAUUUAAACACAAAACACACUGAGUAUAUUGACCAACAGGUUGACCCUGAUGUUUAUUUAAGCAGCAUUGGAGAGGCAGUGACCACUAAUGUAGAGGAGACAGCUACAACGUCACGGACAGUUAAUGAACACGAGGUAGCCACAUCUACUCUGUUGAAAAAGUCCAACAGGAGCACUCUAGAUAUGUGUGCCUCUGCUGUUGCACAACUAAAAGCAGCUGGAUUAAGUCAAUCUACUGUAAAUAGUUUUGUUUCCUCCAUGGAAGAAGUGUUUUUGAGAUUCAAAGUCAAGCUACAGAUGCAGCUUUGCAGUGCUUAUCUCCACAGGAAACUGAAAAUAAGAACAGAAUAGAACAAUCUUUGCAAAAGUUGGAAAACCCUUUCACACCCUUAAAUUCAGAAGCUAAACGAAAUAAACACUUCAAAGAGAAAUGGGGAAUCGUAGAACCUGUUGAAAAGGUGCUUGGCACAAGAUUUGACAGCAGAAGAAACAAAACAACUGGGACAUACGAUCAGGUCGUUGUAACUGACAAGUUUGCAUAUAUUCCUAUUUUAGAAACACUAAAGGCCAUUUUUCAAAACCCAGAACUUGCAGACAUGUUCAAGCCCAGGCACAUGCCCAAGGAAGGUGUGUAUGCAGACUUGAGAGAUGCCGCCUAUUUUAAAAAAAGUCCCUUAUUCUCUAUAGAAAAAGAUGCCAUACAGAUCCAGCUAUUUUAUGACGACUUUGAAACAGCAAACCCCUUGGGGUCUAAAAAGGGUAUACACAAAUUAGGUGCUAUAUACUUUACAUUAAGGAAUUUUCCCCCAAUCUUUAAUUCAUCAUUGAUAAAUAUUCAUUUGGGUGCUCUUUUCCAUGCGCAGGACAUCAAGCGUUAUGGUUUUAA
Messenger RNA from Coregonus clupeaformis (lake whitefish), 2751 nucleotides. RefSeq lists its product as uncharacterized. The record is from RefSeq and is a predicted model, not a curated record. Bases 188 to 1684 code for a protein of 498 amino acids. The transcript has 11 exons. Lineage: Eukaryota; Metazoa; Chordata; Actinopteri; Salmoniformes; Salmonidae.